GAUGGAGCCAAUCUAAACGUGGUAGAUAAGUACGGCUGGUCGGCACUCAUGAUAUCUAGCGCGGCUGGGCAUUCAAAUAUAGUUGAAUGUCUACUAAGUUCCGGCGCAGAUACAUCUAUUAAGGAUAAAAGUGGAAGAAAUGCUGUAGAUAUUGCAAAUAUAAAAGGAAAUUUCGAAGUUCUGAAAAAAUUUCAAAGUUGGCAAAAUAAGGACGAAUUCAAGAUAAGAAAAAAGAAAUCAGAAGUUGAUGAAUUUGAAACCUGUGAUGUGUGCGGUGAAAUUUACCAAACAAAUAACAAAAAUCUUCAUAUAGCCUCGAUGCCCCACCAGUUGAAGAUUGAUCGGUCAGAGUUAGAAAUCGAUCCAGGAUUUAGUAUCUCACAAACCAACAAAGGCUACCAGCUUCUACGGAAAGGUGGAUGGGAUGGAAGGUCUGGAUUGGGUGCUGUAAAGGAAGGCCGAAAGACAGGGCGUCUCUUCCCUAUCAAAAGCGUUCUUAAACGGGACCGCGAGGGGGUCCAAGAGGGAACCAAGAAAUCUGCAAAAAUAACACAUUUUGCGGCAAAUGAUAAAGAGAGUAUAUUAAAUGCCCAAACCAGAGUUCAGAAGAAAAAUAGAUCGAAUCCACAGGACACAAGCGCGGAUUUGUUAAUUAGAAGAAGUCUUGGAAUUUUUUAGUAUUUUCAGUAUUGUUUAGAAUAUAAAAAGAACUUUCAGUUUGUCAGAGCUUAAAGCAUUCCCUACAUUUCAUGAUUGAAUUCAUUAUUCUUAAUCAUAAAUCAAUUAAUCAGAAUGAGUCGGCAAAUGAAUGUUGAUUUUUAAAAUUGGGAGGUGAUGCGUUGCAUUAUCACCUUCUAAUAAAAUAACACUCAAUAAUAUUAUGUAUUUUUUCCGAAAUAAUAAUUUUUAUUGUUUUCAGAUUUCCUACUUAUUGGACCUUUAGGAGAUUGGUAAAGUUGGGAGGAAGCUGAUUAAGUUCAUUCUUUCCCAUCUUCUAGGACAGAAUUGGUGGGGUAGGAAGUAGAACAAAGAGGGUAGGUAUGGCGGCAAGACGCGCCACGCAUGCAGACUCUUGGUAUAGUGCCGAUGCUAAAGAACUGAACAGGGAGUUGGAGGGAUGGUUGGCUAAUGUGGGACAACCUUCGAUAUCAGCUCGAGCAGUCAUCAGUCCCCACGCCGGGUAUAGAUACUCGGGGGCUACUGCCGCGCAUAGUUUCAAGCAGAUCAAUCCGGAAAAUGUUAGAACAAUUUUUAUUCUUGGACCAUCCCACCAUGUUAAGUUGUCUGGUUGUGCUGUUUCUCAGUGUGCUACCUACAAAACCCCGUUGUAUGAUCUGAAUAUAAAUACAGAGAUAACUCAAGAUCUCCUCGAUACAGGUCAUUUUGAGUUGAUGAGUAUGGAGGCUGAUGAGGACGAACAUAGUAUUGAGAUGCAGCUUCCAUACAUAGCCAAGAUUAUGGAGUCUGCCAGGGGAAGGUUUACUAUUGUUCCCAUCAUGGUAGGUUCUCUAUCUACCUCAGGAGAGGCCAAAUAUGGCAAACUUUUAGCUAAAUACUUGGAGGAUCCGUCCAACUGCUUUGUGAUAUCCUCGGACUUCUGUCACUGGGGACAAAGGUUCCGUUACACUCACUACAACCAGGACCAGGGAGACAUAUACCAGUCUAUUGAGGCCUUGGACCGUCAAGGUAUGGAACUGAUCUCAAGCCUUGAUGCCCCAGGGUUCUCUUCAUAUCUCAAAAAAUAUGGGAACACAAUCUGUGGAAGGCAUCCAAUAGGUGUAUUUCUAAACAUGGUUGCUGCAAUGCGUCAAAAUAUGAAUGGCAUCAAGAUGGAGAUGAACUUCCUCAGCUACGCGCAGUCGAACCAGGUGAAAAAUGUCCGGGACUCCUCUGUGAGCUAUGCUGCUGCUACGUUCAUUAUUCACUAGAAAAACCCUCACAAUUCAGAUUUAGAUUCAAUUGUAUUUUCAUCGUUUAUUUUUAAUUCGAUGAGCAUUGCGGUUCUUUUCGUAAGACCAGCUGAACAUUUUGUUUAUAGAUUAAGCUUUUCGUCAAGUAAAUUUCUAGUUAAGGUCGAAUUUUCAUCUUUGGAUAAAUCUUGCAUUCAUUAUUAUUUAUUUUCAAAAGUUUCCCCCCCUCACUUAUUGGAAAACAACUUUUGUUCUGCUUUUGGAGAGAAAGGAUAAAAAUUGGAUUUUAAAAGGCAAGAUUUUUUAAAAUCCUUUUUGAUACUUUUUAUCCAAAAAGUAAAAGUUAUUUUUUCCUGUAAAAUUCCCCGCUCCCCCCCCCCCCCGUCUCACUAAAUAACCUACCUCACAACGGGGGGAAUUUUUUUUCAAGAGAUUCGGGGGAUAAGUUUUAACAAGAUAAUGUGCACCCCUGAUAAUUGCUUGACGUUUUUUAUUCCCUUUAAAAACUUAGAUAGCAUAGUUUUUAAGUAUAUCUAAUAAAAGCUCAAUCUCCACGUACAGUUUAUCUUUUUAAGAACUAACGCUAAUAAAAAGUAAUAACUGUAAUUCACCCUAAAUGAAAAAGUAAAGCUCCGACGGCACAAUUUUAAAUUUUUUUUGUAUCCAAUAAUAUUUUUGAAAUAUUUUGAUCCCCGUGUAAUAUUGGAAUUAAGCGACGACUUCUAUAUCGUCUUCUUCUACGAGGCAUUAAAUAUGAGAGCACACUUUUUGUAGCAUCCUAGUUUAAAAAGUUAAUAAUGAAGACUAUAGUAUUGGGAAUUCCAAAAUGUGGGUUACUAUUUUUGCACCUCAAAAAUUGACGAGAGAUAUUAAAAAAUCUGUCCAGAUUAUGAUUUACUAAAUAGGGUCGAAAUGGCUCAGUAACAUUUCGUUUAGUACACUUUCGUCUAAGUUCACUUUUGUCUAGUUCAUUUUCGUCUAGUUCUUUUUUGUCUAGUAAAAUUUGGUCUAAGUAACAUUUCGUCUAAGUAACAUUUCGUCU
Molecule: messenger RNA, 2952 nt
Organism: Eurytemora carolleeae
Lineage: Eukaryota; Metazoa; Arthropoda; Copepoda; Calanoida; Temoridae
Product: protein MEMO1
Exons: 16
Coding region: 1041-1928 (295 amino acids)
Molecular function (GO): nucleic acid binding; protein binding
Source: RefSeq, a predicted model, not a curated record